Molecule: messenger RNA, 987 nt
Organism: Anoplophora glabripennis (Asian longhorned beetle)
Lineage: Eukaryota; Metazoa; Arthropoda; Insecta; Coleoptera; Cerambycidae
Gene: IPIP
Product: sesquipedalian-1
Exons: 4
Coding region: 113-820 (235 amino acids)
Biological process (GO): retrograde transport, endosome to Golgi; receptor recycling; endosome organization
Cellular component (GO): early endosome; recycling endosome; trans-Golgi network
Source: RefSeq, a predicted model, not a curated record
ACAAUUUUGACGUUUGUGUUGAUAUUUUUGACAUCAAUAAUAAAAGUACAUAAUUAUUUAAUAUAUUAUUAUGUCAUUUUAUCACACUAUUUAAGCGUCAACUAUUCUCAAAAUGAAAAUAAACGAGAAAAACUUGUGUGCUUUCGCAGUGUCUGCCACACCCGUAGAUAAGGAAGGUUAUUUAAAUAAAAGGGGAGAAGUAAACAAAAACUUCCAGAGGCGAUAUUUUGUGUUAAAAGGAAAUUUACUGUUUUAUUUCGAUAAGAAAGGUGAUAAAGAACCUGUGGGGGUAAUAAUUUUAGAAGGUUGUUCGAUAGAACUAGCUGAGGAUGAUGAGCAGUUCAGCUUUAAAGUCGAAUUUCAUGGGACAAACAAUAGAAGUUAUAUACUUGGAGCAGAGUCACAAGAGUCUAUGGAACAGUGGAUGAAAGCUUUAGCUUGUGCGGGAUACGAUUAUAUGAAACUGAUGGUUGCUGAACUGCAGCGGCAGUUAGAUGAUAUCGAAGAAACACCGCUACCACUGCCCCUGGCACAAGGUGUAAAUUCUCCAGUUCCUCCGCCUAGGACAAGGCAUAACCCUUUCAACAAGCCCGAUAACAACCCACACCAAAGAUCGCACAGCAUGAGGUCGACAAGUUCUAAUUCAAGUCGAUUGGAGGAUACUCGACUUGUCGAAAAUAACGCAUCGGCAAAGGUGAGUAUUACAUUUCGAGAACUACACAAUUCGUAUGGAAGGCCCAUAUUGAAAGACUUCAACUUUUGGAAACAUGAACAGAGAGAGAAGGUAGAUAACAGCACCGAUAAUUUAAUCACUUUUUAAGUGAGAGUUUCAUUACCGUUGAUGUUUUUUGGUAAUUUUUUUUUAACUAAUCCUUACCUAAUGUAUUUAUUUAUUACCUGUUUGUUUAAUCGCUGAUUUGUAGUCUGACUACAAGUGUAACCAAUGACUGAAACUAUGUUAUAAACAAAUAAACUGUUUUUCAGAAA